AGUAAUAGAAAUUCUGUUCUUGUCAGAGAUACGCAGUCGUUCUAUUCUGUUGUUUCUGUUCUUGUCGAUCGCAGUGUUCAUCGUGUUUGUGUAGUGGAUGAGAAUGAUGUUCUCCAGGGUAUAAUCUCACUUUCGGACGUGAUGAAAAGCCUCGUGUUAGAGCCAGGUAGACAUCUCGAUUCUCAAAAUCCUCCACGAAGGCGUUUCUCUCAGGUCUCAUUCGAUAUGACAAAUACGCAAAUGUACUUGCGAACGCUCGGGUAUGGUGAUCCCACAUAUUGGUAA
Messenger RNA from Ostertagia ostertagi, 285 nucleotides. The record is from the annotation of a GenBank genome assembly. Lineage: Eukaryota; Metazoa; Nematoda; Chromadorea; Rhabditida; Trichostrongylidae.